Pogonomyrmex barbatus (red harvester ant) is the source of this 5590-nucleotide messenger RNA. It is a transcript of the gene Sec24AB, whose product is annotated as Protein transport protein Sec24AB. NCBI's taxonomy places the organism in Eukaryota, Metazoa, Arthropoda, Insecta, Hymenoptera, Formicidae. The record is from RefSeq and is a predicted model, not a curated record. Gene Ontology annotation, cellular component: endoplasmic reticulum exit site; COPII vesicle coat. Gene Ontology annotation, biological process: intracellular protein transport; endoplasmic reticulum to Golgi vesicle-mediated transport; COPII-coated vesicle cargo loading. Gene Ontology annotation, molecular function: SNARE binding; zinc ion binding.
GUCACGUGCCACGAUCCAUGCCGUGGCGCAGUGGUCGUGCGAGCUGCCACGUAAUGUUGUGCGUGCUGUACGUUCGUUCCAUGAAUCUCUGCUAUUAACCCUUAUCUCGCGGUGCUGCGUAGAGGUGAGCUGCAACGAGGGCAAUGUGCGAAUCUGCGUCGAUCUGUUCUUAACUUACGGCGAUUCACGUCAUUGCGAAGUGAUUGUUAAAGAAUCAGAAUGUCACAGUCAAGUGGUUACCAGUAUCCACUAUACGCAGAAUCCAACAAUCCCUUGAAGAAUGAUCUAUCACCUAUAGUGAACGGUCAACAAAAUCCUGCAUCUCAGCAGAAUGGAAUGCAGUCUCCUCAAUUUAAUCUAACUGGCACACCAUCAUCGCAAUCGUCGCGUGAUCCAUCUAGGGAAACUUCUAGAGAUCCAUCGCCAACUCAAUAUCUUCACAAUCAAUAUCGGCCUCAGCUGCCACGGCCGCCAAUGCCACCAAUAAACGGACCUCCGAGUUCAAAUGUGUUGUCUCCAUUACCUAGAACAUCCUCUCAGCCUUAUAGCCCUGUAAAUCCUUAUAAUGCCCAAAGCCAAUAUGCUGCUAGUACUCGUCAGAACAUCGCAGUCAGUGCACCUUCAGCUGCCUUUGCAUCUCAAUCCAGUCAAGAAAUUCAUCGACCUAUGAUUCCCACAAAUCAGAUGCCUCCGCUGGCGAAAAAUCUGACUCCAGUGUCACCGUCAACAUUCGCGGAUACCGUUAAACCAGAUCCAGUUAAAGUAAACCAAAGUUAUCAAUGGGCAGCUAAUCCGCCACCUACCAACAUUCCGCAGAGUACUAUAGGCGUUCCUGGAGUAUCCGGUGGCAUCAAUAAGACUAGUCAAGUCUCAACAGAUCAAACUGCGGAGAGUCAGAUGUCCUUUACUAGAGUAAACAAAACCUCGGUGCACGAUCAAGGAUCUCCUAUUACUCUACCCGCAUUCAAUAUCAAUCUACCUCCUUCGACCGUCACUCAACAUUUGAAUCAAAACAAUUACGUACAGCAAGAACCAGUGGUUUCUAGCGUACAGCCUCCAAGGACUCAGAACAUCCAAACACAAUCGACAGUUGGUCCUUCCGAAAACUUAAGUAAUCCACAAUUCAAAUACGGAAGUCAGCAGAAUAUGUUUAGUGCAUCGUCAAUGUCAAAUUCUAGCACGCAGAAUUUAUUAUAUGGUGCACAAGCUCCUAGCGUAGGUCCACGAAGUCCUCAGGAUUAUAGUCCUCAGCCUUUGAAGCCCCAACAAAAUUUACUUACUGGCUACAUGGAUCCCACGAGUUUGGGAAAUAUUUCUCAAAGUCAAAACAUACAUCAAAAUCUAGCUGGCCAGAGGAAAUACCCGCAACAAGACACUGCCAAUACCGCGAUGAUGCCGCCGCCGCCUUUGGGAGCUAACCAGUUACAUGGCGCAAGAUUACCGCCAUCGGGAAUGCCACCCCUUCCGGGACAAACGUACGAUCCUCGUUCACAAUAUCCCGGCCCAAUGAUGAAUGUCCCAUUAGACUCUUCAAAUAAAAGAUAUCCUAAUAUGUACCCCGACCAAUUAAAUCAAUUAAAUAAUCAAAUGAGUAAUCUGAACGUUGCGCAAGGUGGCUUCAACAAAUUAUGGGGGAUGGAAUCGAUAGAUCUUUUACAGUGCCGAAAUAUAUUACCGCCUGAAAAAAUCGAGCCACCAAAGAUUAAAUUACAUCUGGAAUUAUUGGACAACGUAAAUUGUAAUCCUGACAUAUUCAGAUGUACGUUGACAAAAGUCCCAGAAUCGAAUUCGCUUCUACAGAAAUCAAGAUUGCCAUUUGGCGUACUGAUACAUCCUUUUAAGGAUUUAAACCAGCAUUUGGCAGUGAUUCAAUGCAAUACGAUCGUGCGCUGUCGAGCUUGUCGAACGUAUAUCAAUCCAUUCGUAUAUUUCGUCGACAUGAGAAGAUGGAAAUGCAAUCUUUGUUUCAGACUAAAUGAACUUCCUGAAGAAUUUCAAUUCGAUCCUGUGACGAAAUCAUAUGGCGACCCAUCGCGACGACCAGAAGUUAGAACUGGCACGAUAGAAUUUAUUGCGCCUAGCGAAUAUAUGGUCCGUCCACCUCAGCCCGCUGUCUAUCUUUUUGUUAUGGAUGUUUCACGUCUUGCAGUGGAAAGCGGCUAUUUACAAAUUGUUUGCAACAUUAUCACCGAUGAACUGUCGCGUCUGCCUGGCGAUAGCCGCACCCAAGUCGGUUUUCUCGCUGUCGAUUCCGCUCUGCACUUCUUCAGCAUGCCCGAUAAUGUCUCGCAACCGCACGAGAUGAUCAUGCUGGAUAUCGACGACGUAUUUCUACCAUGUCCGGAAAAUCUAAUUGUAAAUCUGAAAGAACGCGAAGAGCUUGUCCGCGAUCUUCUCGCGCAAAUUCCUACCAAAUUUUGCGGUAGUCAUGAUACCAACAAUGCUCUCGGUGCCGGUCUUCAAGCCGCUCUCAAACUUCUUUCCGCUACUGGAGGACGUGUCACCGUUUUUCAGACAUGUUUGCCUAAUAUCGGCCCAGGAGCCUUGCAACCAAGGGAGGAUCCCAAUACCAGAGUAAACAAAGACGUGCCGCAUCUUAAUCCUGCAACAGAUUUUUACAAAAGAUUUGCCUUGGAUUGCAGCGGACAACAGAUUGCUAUUGACUUGUUCUUAUUGAACAGUCAAUACAGUGAUCUGGCAACUUUAUCUUGCGUGUCGAAGUUUACGGGUGGCUGCAUUUAUCAUCUGCCAUUGUUUCGAGCGUCAAAAUUACAAAAUGUUGAAACUUUAGAAAGAUUACUCCGUCGUUACUUGACGAGAAAGAUUGGCUUCGAAGCAGUGAUGCGACUUCGUUGUACUCGUGGUCUCAGUAUUCACGCCUUCCACGGUAGCUUCUUCGUUCGAUCAACUGAUCUUCUAUGCUUGCCAAAUAUUAAUCCGGACGCUGGUUUCGGCAUGCAAAUCUCUAUUGACGAAAAUCUUUCUGAUGUGCAGAGUGUGUGCUUCCAAGCAUCUCUCCUUUACACCUCAAGCAAAGGUGAACGGAGAAUCAGAGUACACACUCUGUGCCUACCUGUUGUGGCAAGUCUAUCAGAUGUAUUGCACUCUGCGGAUCAGCAAUGUAUAGUAGGAUUGUUAUCAAAAAUGGCUGUUGAUCGAUCGCUUCAGUCAUCUUUAUCAGAUGCUAGAGAUGCAUUAAUAAACGUCGCUAUCGAUAUUUUAUCCGCGUACAAAUUAGCACAAUCUUCCUCUGGCGGGGGACUUGUUGCUCCAGCAAGUUUAAAACUGUUACCAUUGUACAUCAUCGCAUUAUUGAAAAGUGUAGCGUUCAGAUCUGGCACAAGCACGCGUUUGGAUGACCGUGUGUUCGCUAUGUUUCAAUUGAAAACAUUACCCUUGGCACAGUUGAUACAGAUGAUUUAUCCCGACUUGUAUCCUGUUCACAUACUUGACGACCGAAAUGCAAAAGAUAUUGACGGCAAAGUCUGUCCACAACCGCCACGACUUAAUCUCUCCGCGGAAAAACUCGACAGCCGAGGCGUCUUCCUUAUGGACGCUGGUGAUAAAAUUUUCAUUUUCAUCGGCAAGAACGUCAAUCCGAUUUUCUGUACUAAUGUGUUGGGAGUUUCGGCGUUUACAUCUAUUCCAGAAGAAAUGUACGAACUACCGGAAUUGGAUACAGUAGAAAGCGAACGUUUGCGAAACUUUGUGUUUAGCUUGCAAGAGGAGAAACCAUACUACGUAUCUGUACAAGUUAUUAGGGACGAUAGCCAUUUUAGGACGUUAUUCGUCGAGCGAUUGAUAGAGGAUCGAUUCGAAUCUGCUCUUAGUUACUACGAGUUUUUACAGCAUCUCAAAACACAGGUGAAGGAGUGACCGAAUUAAGGAAUUCGUGCGUGAGACCAAUUCCUGCCAGUGUUGAAUUAUCAGAGUAUAAAACCAUUACAAGACAAAUGCGCAACUCUGAAAUUGCGUGAUCAGUUAUAAUUCAUUAAUUGAGCAUGGGUCAUUCGGGAUAUUUUGGGACAUGUCACAUGAUUCAAAUCUACUUAUGCCAUCUACUUAUGCAGCAGUGACAGCCUUAUCGAGAGACACUGACGCAUUUAGAUAUGAUAGAUUGUAAUUAUUAUUAUUAUUAUUAUUAUUAUUGAUUAUUUACUAUCAAUAACCUCAAAAUAUGGACUUGCGUUUUCGUUGCGCGUAUCCGCUUGGGUUAGGUAAUUUCUCCUCGUUUAAUGAAUGAUACCCAAUUUUUUACGGUUUUGUGUGUUAUAUCAACAAUAAUUUUAAUCCGUGAGAUUUAUUUGUUCAGUAAGAAAAACUUUUUCACAAUAGCAGUAAUUUGUUGAAUAGUAUCAGCAUGAUGAAUACAGUUGAUUUCCUCUUUAUUCUGAGAUCUUCUAUUCUAAGAUUCUCCUCCACUGUCCCCACUCUUAUUCCAUUAAUAUAUAUAUAUAUAUAUAUGUGUAUGUAUGUAUAUGUGGAAUAGAAAUCGUUGCUCGUUCUGUCUUUUAUUCGCCUAUUAACUAAUCUACUCAAGAUUAUAGUAUACAAUAUGAGUCAUAGGAAAGCAUCACGAGGAGAGAAUCUUAAUUUAGAGGAAAACAGCAGACUCGGAAUGUAGAAAAUCGACUAUUUUUCAUGACGGUUGUAUAGAAUAUUUUUUUUUUAACUAUGUUUCCCCGUUCUAUAUUCUUUCAAUUUAUGUACCAUUACAGUAUCGUUAUUAUCGCAAUACGCAAGUGUUCUUAUCUCAAAUACCAUCUUUAAAAGAAAAAAAUCGUGAAAGAUAUUAGUUAUAUGAAUAAUUAUAUGCAAUAGAAACGGAAUUAAAUAAGUGCGAUUUUGCAUUUUGAGUAUCAGUAAUAAUAAAAUGAGGGCGUUCGUAGACUGCGUAUCGCCAAACGAAAGUGUUCCGCGGUGAUAACUGCGCGACGUACUCACUUGUAAUUUAAUCAUCUGCAGACAACAAAGCAAACAAGAGAGCAGAGACGAAACUCAUGAAAAAUUAUAUUAUCAGUCGCUAUGUCAUUCCUUAAACGAUGACAUCUUGUUAAUUUGUAUUGUAAAAUUAGGCUUUCCAGCGAGUGAAGUCGUAAUAACAAUUUCGACGAACGUUGCAAUUGAAAUAUUGUUGCAAUUGAAUUAAUGAAAUAAUUGUAAAGAGAGAAUAGAAAGGGAUAGGGGAUGGAUUGUGAACGAUUUCGCGCCAAUGUAAAAUAUCAAUCGAUUAUCGAAGUGUAUAGAUUCGAUUAUAAAGGACUCUAUAACAAAAUAAAUAAUGGCGAAAAAUAGCACUAGCUAAAGUGUUAUGAGAAAUAAAACAAAUGGAUAUUGUAAAAUAAUCGUACUGCUCGUACUUUGUCAUGCUGCCAAACGGGAUUCUCCGGCGUUAAUUCUUUUCUCAUCAAUUUACGAUCCGCCGAAGGCAUGAACAGCGUGUAUGAUGAUUUAGUCUAUUAUUUAAUAAUUAUAUAUAGAUAUAUAAUUAUACGGGAAGUAAUUGUAUACAUCUCCGUUGUUAGAUCCUUUAAUGAUUCCCUACCCGUGUGUGUACCGUUCGAUUUUUAUAAACUGUAUGUUACAAAAA